Messenger RNA from Zonotrichia leucophrys gambelii, 936 nucleotides. RefSeq names its product claudin-16-like. Gene Ontology annotation, cellular component: bicellular tight junction; plasma membrane. Gene Ontology annotation, biological process: bicellular tight junction assembly; cell adhesion. Gene Ontology annotation, molecular function: structural molecule activity. Bases 177 to 854 code for a protein of 225 amino acids. The transcript is spliced from 6 exons. The record is from RefSeq and is a predicted model, not a curated record. Lineage: Eukaryota; Metazoa; Chordata; Aves; Passeriformes; Passerellidae.
CACAAGCUCCAGCUGUUGCUGCGUUUCCCUGACUCCAUUAGAUGAGUCAGGAUCCAAUCCCAUCAGCACUUAAGAGCCUUCCAGACUUACAUCCCUUAUCCCAAAUCAUCAGCAACAAAGAGAUUCUGUCAUCACCCCCUCUGCAACAAGGAUGAGCCUGCAGUGAAGGUCUCCCCAUGAGUGCAGCCCUACAGGUGACAGCAUUCGGGCUUGCUCUUCUCUCAACACUCUUCCUACUCCUGGCCACAUGCACAGACUGCUGGAUGGUCAAUGCUGAUGACAGCUUGGAGGUAAGUCACAAAUGCCGGGGCCUUUGGAGGGAGUGUGUCACCAACAUGCAGGACGGGGUCAGGACCUGUGACCAAUAUGACUCAAUUCUGGCUGACCACCCAGUGAAGAUUGUGGUGACACGGACCCUGAUGAUCACAGCAGAUCUCCUGGCUGGCCUGGCUUUGGCCACACUGGUCCUUGGGCUUGACUGCAUCACCUUCCUCAAGGAAGAUCCUUAUGUCAAACUGAAGAUGUGCUAUGGAGCUGGAGUCAUACUCUGCGCUGGCAGCAUCCUGGGUCUCAUAGGCUCUGUGUGGUAUGCAGUGGAUGUCUACGUGGAGAGGGCCAUGCUGGUGUCACACAAUAUAUUCCUGGGAGUCCACUAUGACUUUGGGUGGUCAUGCUGGCUGGGGAUGGCUGGCUCCAUGGGCUGCUUUGUGGCAUCUGUUCUGCUGACCUGCUGCCUCUAUGCCUGCACAGCCCCCAGCAGCCGCUGUCAACCCCAGAAGCAUCCCCAGCCCCGGGGCCGAACAGCCACCCGGACAGCCACCAGCAAGAUGUACGCCAUGGAUUCCCGUGUGUGAUGGCCGCACCACCUCCUGCACCCGCCCUGAUACGGGACCUUCUCCCUGCCAGUCCGACCCCAUUAAAGCACUAGCACCUGUA